AUGACUUCUCAAGAUCUCAUUGCAUAUUGGACUGAGAAGGGCUCACAGAAAUGCCAGAAUAUAGAUGCUGACUUUUCACUGACAAAGCAAGAGUACAUCAAUCAGAAUCAUUAUUCAAACAUUGAUUUGGUCAAAUGUGUGAAGUCUAACAGACAGACUGUUAGCAGCUACCAUGCCCAAAAGAAAGUUAGUAGCAGAAUUGAUACCCAAAUGGAAAACCAGUUUGUGGAAGCUUGUGCUUAUUGGAAGAAUGUUCUCAGAUGCAUAGUUGAAACCAUAGCUUUUCUUGCUGAAUGUGGUCUACCAUUCUGUGGCUCAGAUGACACUGUUGGAUCGAAACGCAACGGCAAUUACCUUGGCAUUCUAGAGCCAAUCACUAAGUUUGAUUCUUUCUUAGCUCAGCACAUCAAUGAACACCCAAAUCAUGGAAAAGGCCAUACAUCAUAUCUAUCAAAGACUAUUUGCGAUGAAUUCAUUGCACUACUGGCAAAGAAGAUGCUAUCAGCCAUUGAGAUCAAAGAUGUGAGAUAUUUUUCAGUGUCCGUCGAUUCAACACCAGAUGUGUCACAUGUAGAUCGGCUGACUGUCAUCUUGCAUUAUGUGCUACCCAGUGGACCAGUUGAGCGUUUCAUGACCUUCAUAAACACCACCAGCCACACAGGGGAGAAACGUACCUUGUACCUACUCGAUUUCCUCACCAAAAAUGGGAUUGACAUCAGCCUCUGUUGUGCCCAAAGCUAUGAGAAUGCAAGUAAUAUGAGUGGCAAAUAUGCAGGGAUGCAGGCAAAGAUUAAAAAGUGCAAUGCGUUGGUUGAUUACAUACCAUGCACUGCACACUCACUCAACUUUGUUGGCCAAUCUAUUGUGGAUUGCUCUGUUGAAGGGGAGGGGGUUGGAUUUGUCCAAGAAUUGUACAAUUUUUUUCUCUGA
This is a messenger RNA of Mauremys reevesii (Reeves's turtle), 930 nucleotides long. RefSeq lists its product as uncharacterized. The record is from RefSeq and is a predicted model, not a curated record. Lineage: Eukaryota; Metazoa; Chordata; Testudines; Geoemydidae. The transcript has 2 exons. The coding region runs from base 1 to 930 and encodes 309 amino acids.